Molecule: messenger RNA, 1286 nt
Organism: Sinocyclocheilus anshuiensis
Lineage: Eukaryota; Metazoa; Chordata; Actinopteri; Cypriniformes; Cyprinidae
Product: protein MEMO1
Exons: 9
Coding region: 329-1222 (297 amino acids)
Source: RefSeq, a predicted model, not a curated record
AGUUUUUCUGACAGAACGGAAGCCGAGAUGGGCCAAACUAGCCCAUCCGGAUAACAGAGACAAACUUGGCAGCGAGCGGAUGAACUGGACGGAUCUUUGUUCUUCACAGCCUCAGCCCUCAACCUCUUUAUAUAUUUGCGUAUCGUUACUUAUAUGUCUCACAUUUAUAUCAAGAUUAUAUAAAAUACUCCUUCACUGGGCACGCAGUUUCAGCACAGGCAUAUACUUUUUGAGCUAGCAUAUUUUCUUAGUGUUUUUAGUUCAUUCUCCCCCCCACCCCCCACCGACGAGGUUUUAUUGGACCAAGAUAGGCGGCGCGGGCACCAAGAUGUCGAACCGGAUGGUGUGCAGAGAAGCGAGCCACGCCGGCAGCUGGUACACGGCCUCAGGAUCCCAGCUUAACGCACAACUCGAGGGCUGGUUAUCUCAAGCACAAUCUACAGCUGGUCCAGCUAGAGCCAUUAUAGCACCGCACGCUGGCUACACUUACUGUGGCGCGUGUGCCGCCCACGCCUACAAGCAGGUGGACCCCUCCAUCACUCGGAGGGUGUUCAUACUCGGCCCCUCUCACCAUGUGCCGCUGUCUCGCUGUGCCCUCUCCCCCGCCGAGGUCUACAGAACGCCACUGUACGACCUGAGGAUCGACCAGAAGGUUUAUGCUGAUCUGUGGAAAACAGGCAUGUUUGAGAGGAUGAGUCUGCAGACAGAUGAAGACGAACACAGCAUUGAAAUGCACCUGCCUUAUACCGCUAAAGCCAUGGAGAGCCAUAAAGAUGAGUUCAGCAUCGUCCCUGUGCUGGUGGGAGCUCUGAGUGAAUCUAAAGAGCAGGAAUAUGGCAAGCUGCUUAGCAAAUACCUGGCUGAUCCUUCUAAUCUUUUCAUUAUCUCCUCUGACUUCUGCCACUGGGGUCAACGUUUCCGUUACACCUACUACGAUGAAAGUCAAGGAGAGAUCUACAGAUCUAUCGAGCACCUUGACAAAAUGGGAAUGGGAAUUAUAGAACAGUUGGACCCCAUCUCCUUUAGCAAUUAUUUGAAGAAAUAUCAUAAUACUAUUUGUGGUCGCCAUCCCAUUGGCGUUCUUCUAAAUGCCGUGGCGGAACUGAAAAAGAACGGCAUAGACAUGAACUUCUCUUUCCUAAACUAUGCGCAGUCGAGCCAGUGCCGAAACUGGUCGGACAGCUCUGUGAGUUACGCUGCUGGAGCUCUCAUCGUUCAUUGAGGUGAACUUUCCCAGGAGCUGCGGAGCCUCCUAGAAGACCCAAGCCCCUCCCACCCGUCCCGUU